Messenger RNA from Trichechus manatus latirostris (Florida manatee), 1179 nucleotides. RefSeq names its product F-box protein 6 (gene FBXO6). Bases 93 to 890 code for a protein of 265 amino acids. Gene Ontology annotation, cellular component: SCF ubiquitin ligase complex; cytoplasm; endoplasmic reticulum quality control compartment. The transcript has 6 exons. Gene Ontology annotation, molecular function: ubiquitin protein ligase activity; protein binding. The record is from RefSeq and is a predicted model, not a curated record. Gene Ontology annotation, biological process: SCF-dependent proteasomal ubiquitin-dependent protein catabolic process; glycoprotein catabolic process. Lineage: Eukaryota; Metazoa; Chordata; Mammalia; Sirenia; Trichechidae.
AGGAGGGGAACCCCAGGCUGAUCGCAGCUCGGUUCCGGUUCGGGUGCCCGCCCCGCGCCCAGGCCUGCGCAUGUGCCCGCACGACCACAGCCAUGGCCCCGGUCAGCAUCAACCAGCUGCCAGAGAACAUCCUGCUGGAGCUGUUCACCCACGUGCCUGCCCGGGAGCUGCUGCGGAACUGCCGCCCGGUCUGUAGCCUCUGGCGGGACCUCAUUGAUGUUGUGACCCUCUGGAAACGCAAAAGCCUGCGCGAUGGCUUCAUCACAGAGGACUGGGACCAGCCUGUGACCGACUGGAAGAUCUUCUACUUCCUCUCCAGCCUCCGCAGAAACCUCCUGCGCAACCCCUGCGCUGAAGAGGAUAUGGGAUUCUGGCGAAUCGACUCCAAUGGAGGUGACCACUGGAAGGUGGAGAGCCUCCCUGGAGGACAUGGGACAAAUUUUCCUGACCCCAAAGUCAAGAAGUACUUUGUCACCUCCUAUGGCAUGUGCCUCAAGUCCCAGCUGGUGGACCUCAAGGCUGAAGGCUACUGGGAGGAGCUGCUGGACACAUUCCGGCCUGACAUUGUGGUCAAGGACUGGUUUGCUGCCAGAGCAGACUGCGGCUGCACGUAUCACCUCCGAGUGCAGCUGGCCUCAGCUGACUACAUUGUCUUGGCCUCCUUUGAGCCACCGCCUGUGAUCAUCCAGCAGUGGAAUGAUGCCAAGUGGAAUGAGGUCUCCUACACCUUCUCGGACUACCCUCCUGGCGUCCGCCACAUCCUCUUCCAGCAUGGGGGCAAGGACACCCAGUUUUGGGCAGGCUGGUACGGGACCCGGGUCACCAACAGCAGCAUCAUCAUCAGCCACAAGAUGACCCUGAAACGUGGGCUCGCCAACAACUCGGCCUGAAGACGGGGGGACGGGGGGGGGGUUGCGGGGAGGCUGCCCGCUUGUCCUCUCCAGAAAGCCUUCCGUUAUCUGACUGGCCACCCACCCACCAAUCCAUCCAUCUAUCCUUUGGGCCAGCCAAGGGCCGGAGGUCCCCCUCCAGGCAAGAGCUGAGCCUGUAGUGGGUGGAGAGGCCCCUGUCUCAGGAGCUGCUCCCCAGUUUCAAUCUUGGGCAAACCCACCAGUUUGUGGUAACUGUUAUGUAGUUUCAACAUUUUCUUGCAAUAAAUGUUUACAGUAAAAUCAGCCU